AUGAAAAAAUCAAGCGGAUAUAAAUACAGUGAGAAUUGGAUGAAUCGGCAUCAGUUUCGACUGACUUCAUCAAUCAUGUUUCUUCGUAUCUUCGUGUUUUUGUCUCUCGUCUACACUGUCUCCACGGUCAGCGUAGUUGCUUGUGAGACGUUCUGCUCGUAUGUGAAUGGCGGACCAUCCAGCAACUACUGUUCCCCAUUCCGAAGCUUCGCUGCUGCCCAGAACCGAACCUGCUUCUUGUUGUGCGUCAGAAGAUGUCUCAAAACUGGAGGAACAUGA
Messenger RNA from Caenorhabditis bovis, 279 nucleotides. The record is from the annotation of a GenBank genome assembly. NCBI's taxonomy places the organism in Eukaryota, Metazoa, Nematoda, Chromadorea, Rhabditida, Rhabditidae.